AUGACAGCGGUGGUGGAACUUCAAGGCUUGGUGAAGGAACCCAGCCUAGGCCUGCAUGGGCGGUUCCACUCCCGUCCUAGGGGGCCGGCGGGGGCAUUCCUGAUUCCCUACGUGGUGUUUUUUAUUUGUUGUGGAAUUCCUGUUUUUUUCCUGGAAACGGCUCUGGGCCAGUUCACGAGUGAAGGUGGCAUUACAUGUUGGAGGAAAAUUUGCCCUUUAUUUGAAGGCAUUGGCUAUGCAACACAGGUGAUCGAGGCCCAUCUAAAUGUGUAUUACAUCAUCAUCUUGGCGUGGGCCAUUUUCUACCUGUGCAACUGCUUCACCACUGAGCUCCCCUGGGCCACCUGUGGGCAUGAGUGGAACACAGAGAAAUGUGUGGAGUUCCAGAAACUGAACAUGAGUAACCACAGCCAUGUGUCCCUGCAGAAUGCCACCUCUCCUGUCAUGGAGUUUUGGGAGCGCCGGGUCCUGGCCAUCUCGGAUGGGAUUGAGCACAUUGGGAACCUCCGCUGGGAGCUGGCCUUGUGUCUUUUGGCAGCCUGGACCAUCUGCUACUUCUGUAUCUGGAAGGGAACCAAGUCCACAGGAAAGGUUGUAUAUGUCACUGCGACAUUCCCCUAUGUUAUGCUUCUGAUUCUCCUGAUCCGAGGGGUCACGUUGCCUGGGGCCUCCGAAGGCAUCAAGUUCUACCUGUACCCUGACCUCUCCAGGCUCUCCGACCCACAGGUCUGGGUAGAUGCUGGAACGCAGAUCUUUUUCUCCUAUGCCAUCUGCCUGGGUUGUCUGACUGCUCUGGGAAGUUAUAACAAUUAUAACAACAACUGCUACAGGGACUGCAUCAUGCUCUGUUGCCUGAACAGUGGCACCAGCUUUGUGGCUGGCUUUGCCAUCUUCUCGGUCCUGGGCUUCAUGGCGUAUGAGCAGGGGGUGCCUAUUGCUGAAGUGGCAGAGUCAGGCCCUGGCCUGGCCUUUAUCGCUUACCCCAAGGCUGUCACCAUGAUGCCUCUCUCCCCACUGUGGGCCACCUUGUUCUUCAUGAUGCUCAUCUUCCUGGGCCUGGACAGCCAGUUUGUGUGUGUAGAAAGCCUUGUGACCGCCGUGGUGGACAUGUACCCCAAGGUCUUCCGGAGGGGCUAUCGGCGGGAGCUACUUAUCCUGGCCCUGUCAAUCGUCUCCUAUUUUCUGGGCCUCGUGAUGUUAACAGAGGGUGGCAUGUACAUCUUCCAGCUCUUUGACUCCUAUGCCGCCAGUGGGAUGUGCCUUCUCUUUGUGGCCAUCUUUGAGUGUGUCUGCAUUGGCUGGGUGUAUGGAAGCAACCGCUUCUAUGAUAACAUCGAAGACAUGAUUGGCUACCGGCCAUUGUCACUCAUUAAAUGGUGCUGGAAGGUCGUGACCCCCGGGAUCUGUGCGGGCAUCUUCAUCUUUUUUCUGGUCAAGUACAAGCCUCUCAAAUAUAAUAACAUCUACACCUACCCCGCCUGGGGCUAUGGCAUAGGCUGGCUUAUGGCCCUGUCUUCCAUGCUCUGCAUCCCCCUUUGGAUCUUCAUCAAGAUGUGGAAGACAGAGGGGACACUGCUUGAGAAAUUCCGGAAGUUGGUGAUCCCCAGUGCUGAUCUGAAAAUGAGGGGCAAGCUUGGGGCAGGCCCACGGACGGUGAUGGUUAAUGACUGUGACACCAAACUCAAGGGCGAUGGGACCAUUGCAGCCAUCACAGAAAAGGAGACGCACUUCUGAGUUGUCCACCCACCACCUCGGAUGCCUCUGCUUCCUUCUCCUUCCCGUGUGUAUAAAUGAAUACCUGAAAAACGUACUUCACCUAAUGAUAGAGGCUUGCUCCUUUUGCACAGGACUUAUUAACAAGUUAAUUUUAAGGUGGCCAUGUACACUCUGGUUUAAAGUCACAUUCCCCUCCUCGCUCGCCCCCAAUCAUCAUGUAAGUAACAUUUUGAAGAGUUAAUACUGUACAGGGACUAGCAGAAUCUUCUUGUGCUAGGACGGUUUUAACCAGUGUUUUCUAGAAGAAAUGUAUCAUAUCGUCAAAUUUUUAUACUCAGGCUGUGAACAGGUGGGGUAGGAGUGAUUCCUGUCCUCCUCUGUCAGCCUUUUAAUCAGUCAGUCCAUGUCCCCUGUUUGUCCCUGACCUUUGCUGCUCUCCCUCCUCCACAUCCCCAGGGGUGGGGGGCUUUUCCUUCAAACCCUUCCUUUCCCAUCCCCAACCUCUUAGCAGUGAAGUGGGUUUGCAGACAGCAAGGCUAUGUCAGAGAAGAAAAAGUUCCACCGGACUCAGGACUCCGGGGUUGCAGGCACACAUCCACCCUGAGCCUACUAGGUGACCUUGGGCACUCCCUUGCACUCCCUGGGCCUCAGUUCCCCUGUCUCCUAAAUGGGAGGGUGGGAUCAGGUGAUCUGGAGGCCUUUCUGGGCCUGGCGGCAUCUCUUGGAGAUUCUCAUUGCAUGCCUCGCUGGCUUGCAGACCUGCCGUUCAUCUUGGGCUCUUCUGAAGACUCUCAGGCAGUCUCCUUGCACCCACCCUCCACCUGCUUAUUUUAAAUCAGGUUUAUCAUGGGAACAAUGUGGUGGUGAUGUGUGUUUUCCCCAAAACUUGAGUUUGUUUUCAUCCAUGAGCGGUCCGUUCUCUGGAGAUCAGCCAGGUCCUGGCCCCAUGUCAGGCCCUCCUGCUCCGUCUGCUCUAGCCCUCAGCUCUGCCCCAUCCUCCCCGGAGCUGGCUCGAGUUGCCUGGGGGCUGGUUUUGGGA
This is a messenger RNA of Miniopterus natalensis, 2755 nucleotides long. The record is from RefSeq and is a predicted model, not a curated record. Lineage: Eukaryota; Metazoa; Chordata; Mammalia; Chiroptera; Miniopteridae.